AUGUUAUCUUUAUUGUAUGUAUCUAAAUCUCUUGCGCAACUUACUCCUGUCAAGAAUUUAUGGAAAAUAUGUGCACCACCUCUAGGCCUUUACACACGUUCUACACCCAGAUUUAUCCUUUAUCAUACAAAAUACACACUCAUGACAACAUCAAAUGUAAAUCGAUCUAUACUUAACAAAAUAUUUCUUUCUUUUCGAGUAAUGUUUCAUCGCAAACGACCACGUCUAGUUGGCAUAGAUAAAUCGGGUAAUCGAUAUUUUGAAGCACCACCAAAUAAAGCAAGUGAACAUACUCAUUUAUCAAAAUUGCCAAAAAGGUUUUUUCUUAUGCCUGGACAAAAUGAAUUAGAAAGUUCACAUGGGAAUUUAGAUGUAGAAUUAUCGUCUAUACCUCCUGAAUGGCAUUCAUGGUUGAGUCAUCGACGUUCUAAUCCACCUACAGAAGAAGAGAUAGAAGCUAAUGCUGUAUCUAAGAGCAAACGUCUUAGUCGUGCAGCAGAAUUAGAGGUAAAAUAUAAUGUAGAACGCCAAGAAAUGAUUAAACAAGGUUUGUUACAUACUGAUAAAAUAGAAUCGUCUAACAUUCAAAGUAAACCAUCAUUUCCUGUUUAUUCUGAUUUACAAACUUCUCCGGACGAAAAUAAAAAUUAG
This is a messenger RNA of Schistosoma rodhaini, 651 nucleotides long. The record is from the annotation of a GenBank genome assembly. NCBI's taxonomy places the organism in Eukaryota, Metazoa, Platyhelminthes, Trematoda, Strigeidida, Schistosomatidae.